UUCAAACGCUGCUGUACCUAUAAAAAGAGUGCCUGCGUGCGUCAGAUAGUUUUCUCCAAUGGGUAAAGGUGACUAAAUUCCAGUUGUCUCGUUUGCCGGCACAGUCUCAUCCUAUCAGCUGGGGGAGAGAUGAUGGACGACUCCGGCGGUGUCCAAAUGGCGAAGGCGCUGAAGCAUGCAGCCCUCUGCCUGAUGCUGCUUCCCCGGUUCCUUCUGGCCGCAGUUAUGCUGUGGCUCCUGGAUUUCUUGUGCAUUAGGAAAAAAGUGCUGCUGAAAAUGGGAGAGAGGCAGGAGAGCCCGGACGACCCGCCGGUGUGCGUCUCUGACUCUAACAAGAUGUUCACCUUGGAGUCCCUGAGGGCCGUGUGGCAUGGUCAGAAAUUGGACUUUCUCAAAUCUGCGCACCUUGGGCACCCUGCGCCCAACACCGAGGUGGUGCUUGUCCAGGAGCGGAAGCAGGUGCGAAUCCUGGACUGCGUGAAAGGGAAGAGACCGCUCAUUCUUAACUUUGGCAGCUGCUCCUGACCGCCAUUCAUGACGCGUCUGACGGCGUUUCAGCGCGUCGUGAGUCAGUACGCAGACAUUGCGGACUUUUUAGUUGUAUAUAUCGAGGAGGCGCAUCCCUCGGACGGCUGGGUGAGCUCGGACGCGCCGUAUCAGAUCCCCAAGCAUCGCUGUUUGGAAGACAGACUUAGAGCCGCUCAGCUGAUGCUCACUGAGGUGCCGGAGACCAACGUGGUGGUGGAUAAUAUGGACAACUCGUGUAACGCCGCGUACGGAGCCUACUUUGAGAGACUUUACAUCGUGAGGGAUGAAAAAGUGGUGUACCAGGGGGGCAGGGGUCCAGAGGGAUACCGGAUUUCCGAGCUUAGAAACUGGCUGGAACAAUACAGGAACGAUCUGCCGAAUUCCCAAACAGCGGUACUCCAUGUGUAGAUGCUGAACUGCCCGCUGCUCUGCCCACUCUGCUUAAUAAGUAUCCAACCCACAGUGCAAAAUAUCCAGAUGCUGCUAUCAGAUGUUCACCCAUGGCACAUUGUUGUUGUUUUGGGGUUUUUUUUUGCAAAAAACAUGAGGAAAAAAGAAACAUUUUCAGGACUCUUUGUCAAAAUAGCCUAAAGUCAUGUUGAAGCAUAGACCGUAGGCUGUGAUUUUGUGCUUGUCUCGACUUUCAUUGAUUGCGCAUCGCGAUUCUCUUUAUUUCUUCUUUUGUAUGAAAAAGUCUCAAUUGGUAAUCACUCUAUUUUUCUACAAUACCUCUCUCUCUCUGUGUGUGUGUGUGUGUGUGUGUGUGUGUGUGUGUGUGUGUGUGUGUGUGUGUGUGUGUUCGGGCUAAUAUCGCCUUCUGGUGUCUCUGUGAAGUUCGGUUUUUAAAAGGGUCAUCCAGAAAACCGACACUGAUGUUUCCGACACUGGUAGCGGGUCCAUAUUAGCGAGACGCCUCACUCGGUGACCGACUGCCUAACGGUGUAACGUUGAAGCAAUUGUAACUGAACAACUGUUUUUAAUAAAUGUCAGAUCACACACUGAUGACGCACUUUUGAGUGUUGAAAA
Messenger RNA from Oreochromis niloticus (Nile tilapia), 1554 nucleotides. It is a transcript of the gene dio3b, whose product is annotated as iodothyronine deiodinase 3b. Lineage: Eukaryota; Metazoa; Chordata; Actinopteri; Cichliformes; Cichlidae. The record is from RefSeq and is marked validated. Gene Ontology annotation, molecular function: thyroxine 5'-deiodinase activity. Gene Ontology annotation, biological process: thyroid hormone metabolic process.